Molecule: messenger RNA, 1668 nt
Organism: Gloeophyllum trabeum ATCC 11539
Lineage: Eukaryota; Fungi; Basidiomycota; Agaricomycetes; Gloeophyllales; Gloeophyllaceae
Exons: 9
Coding region: 1-1668 (555 amino acids)
Cellular component (GO): NuA4 histone acetyltransferase complex
Molecular function (GO): protein binding
Source: RefSeq, a predicted model, not a curated record
AUGGAGCUGGACUACGCGUCGCUCACGAAUACGGAGCGGCUUAUGCUGGCUCAGGCCGUGUACGAACUGGGCGCAGACGCGUGGAACGAAGUGUCUGAGCUUUUGAGCAAACAUGCCCUCAUCACGCGUCCUAAAAACACUUUUACCCCUGACGCAUGUCAGGAUCUAUACACGCAGCUUAUGCAGGAAGCUGAUCUGGAGAGCCCAGAGGAUAUCAGUGCGAGCCGCGCUCCGGUGCAUCUCAAGCUGGCACAAAGGCACUAUCAGGCCCGCGUACUUGAACUGAGAGACCUCAUCGCUGCAGAGGAAGUGAAAUUUAAAACCAUAGUCAAGGAGAUAGACGAGAUACGCUCCGGACUAUGGGACACUAAACUGGACGACCAACCUCAGGCGACCCCGACCCAGGAAGUAACUGCGGAAGUGGCUAACACUAUUGAGGUAGCAAACCAGCAUCCUGAGGAUCAUCCUUCGUCUCCAGCCGCUGAAGUUGCGGCAGAACCCUCGACGGCUGAUGCAGUAAUGACUUCCCCGUCUUCCGCUCCAGCAGAACUUGUCGAAUCACCCAAACCGGACAUCCCAGCACGGUCAACAACUAGCCCAGAAGCCAGUGCAUCAGGAGAAGACAAGAUGGAAACAUCGAUUCCGCCAGAGAUUGCAAGGAGUCCGGCGCGACCCACGCGGUCCCCAUCAGUCCAGCAGGCAGCAACAGAGCAAGAUCACGAGGACCGAGGCCCAGGAGAGGAAGAUGAGGUAGGCGCCACAGGAUCUGCAGCUCAUGUGGAACGAGCGAUCUCGCCCGGUUCGCGCGACCAAGCAACAGAUGAGCACAUCCGGAGCCGCUCGCGAUCGCGUGCAGCGACGUCGCAAGAGCCUGACAUACAGCUGGAGCAUAUACCUGAUGCCACGUCGACUAAAGAGAGUACUGACGGUGAUAUUGAAAUGGCCAAAGAAGAGGAGCUGGCCAGGGAAGAGGAGCUGGCCAGGGAAGAGGAGCUGGCCAAGGAAGAGGAAGAGACGCCCGGCGUACCAGAAGACAUAGACGUGCAACAAGUGAGCCAGGAAGUGGAGGUUGAUGCCGACGAAGAAGGGGUCUCCGCUCCGGAGGAUGGAUCAGAACAAGCGCCUACUCCAAGCGACACCAGUUUCUCCCGACGGAGACAAGGUAAACGCAGGGCUUCCGACACUGGGACGACGGACUCGCAGAGAGAAAGGAAGAGGGCCAGAGAGGACUCGGAGCUCGCAGAUGACGAUGAACAAAGCGUCGGCUCCAGUCGCAGGCGUUCUGGCCGUCAAGUGGCCAAUGUUGACCCAACAGCACUCAAACGAUUCCAGACAGUCAUCACCAUGUUAUACUCACAAAUCGCCCAACAUCGUAACGGCGCUAUAUUUCAAAAUCCCAUCAAGACCUCUGAGGCCCCAGAUUACCAUGAUAUCGUGAAGAGACCUAUGGACCUGAAGACAAUCAAACAGAAGAUCAAGGACGGAUUGAUAGUCAAUUCCUUAGAAUUUCAACGUGAUAUCUAUCUCAUCUUCGCCAAUGCGAUGAUGUAUAAUCGGCCUGGGUCUGACAUCUACCGGAUGGCUGAGCAGAUGAUGCUGGACAGUGAGGGACAUAUCAAUACGUUCAAGCAUACAGAAGGUUUUGUUAGGGGCGUCCAUCGCGUGUGA